Messenger RNA from Purpureocillium takamizusanense, 3425 nucleotides. RefSeq names its product Chromatin assembly factor 1 subunit (gene CAC2). NCBI's taxonomy places the organism in Eukaryota, Fungi, Ascomycota, Sordariomycetes, Hypocreales, Ophiocordycipitaceae. The transcript has 4 exons. The record is from RefSeq and is a predicted model, not a curated record. The coding region runs from base 853 to 3018 and encodes 721 amino acids. Gene Ontology annotation, cellular component: CAF-1 complex; nucleus. Gene Ontology annotation, biological process: DNA replication-dependent chromatin assembly; nucleosome assembly. Gene Ontology annotation, molecular function: protein binding.
GGGAUCCACACCAGCUCCCUGAUCCCCAGCUCCCCACCAAACUUCACCAUCCACUGCAUCCAAGGCACUUUAUUAGGGGUCGCCCAGCCUGGCGUUGCCCAGCAGAGGCACAGCAGUAGAAGCAGCAGCACCACCCACCACAAUCACCGACCCAAGUACCACCACUCGCCUCACCUCAGCAGCGACCACGGGCAGCAAACGCACUGGAGCACGGGCAGCGCAGCGCGACACAGCCGGGGACGGGCGCGCUUCCAGCUUUCAUGUUAACCAGUACCGGUUGAAAAGCACGCACCCGGACCACAAGUCGGCAAGACCUAGCAGCCAGCAUCGUGGUUCCCCCCCACUCCCACUCCCACUCUUACUCCCACACCACCUCAGUCAAUACCGACCGAGCACGCCUCUCGCCCGCACCCACGGGCGGCGCACUCCACCACGCACGCCUCGCAGGAACAGUCAGUCGCGCGCCACCCGAGCGUGGUUUCAAUCUACUACUGCUACUGCUACUGCUACUGCUACUACUACUGCGCUGGGCAAAUGACCGGCCGGUUUUUGGUCACGGUCCCGUCUCUCGCGUGUCGAACCAUUGACCUCACCACUGAAGCCACCGCUGUCACCUGCAAUCCUCCGUUGCCAAGUCGCUAAUUACGACCUCUUCUUCCCUUCCCUCGACCGCCUUCAUCCCCCCCUCGACUCAGCUCAUCAAUCAUCUCUCGUCGGUGUUUCCACCCCGGAGCACGCUGCUGACCCUCGCCGACAACCCGCUCCGCCAGAACCGCCGCCGUCGGUUCCCAUCAACCUCUGCGUUUCCUUCGCGCUCACACAUGCCGCGCACUCGGCCGUGCCUUCGACACAAUGAAGGCCGCGCCGCUCAUCAUCAAUUGGCAUGACCAAAACGCUCCGGUCUACUCUGCCCACUUCGAACCCGGCGGCAAGGGCCGCUUGGCCACAGCUGGUGGUGACAACCACGUUCGCAUCUGGAAAGUCGACACGGACGGCCCAGACCGCAAGGUCGAGUAUCUUUCGACCCUCUCCAAACACAACCAGGCCGUCAACGUCGUUCGAUGGGCGCCAAAGGGCGAGGUCCUGGCCUCUGCCGGCGACGACGGCAACGUGAUCCUCUGGGUCCCCAGCGAGCUUCCUCCGACCGGCUUUGGCUCCGACGCCCAGGAUGACAAGGAGUCGUGGAGAGCCAAGCACAUGUGCCGCUCUAGCGGGGCUGAAAUAUACGACUUGGCCUGGUCUCCAGAUGCUGCCCACUUCAUCAUUGGGAGCAUGGACAAUAUUGCUCGUAUUUACAACGCAAACACAGGCUCUCUCGUCCGACAAAUCGCCGAGCACAGCCACUACGUCCAGGGCGUUACCUGGGAUCCUCUGAAUGAGUAUAUCGCGACACAGUCCUCCGAUCGAUCCGUACACAUCUACUCGCUCAAGACAAAGGAUGGCCAGUACACGCUUAGCCAAGAUGACAAGCCUCCAAGACUGGCGAGCCAUAUCAAGGCAGAUUUGCCUCCUCGACGCAUUUCGUCGAGUAGUCCUGCGCCCCCAGACUUUGGUCACCGGUCCCAGUUGUCCGUUAUCGACUCUGGCACCUCGGUUGGCUCGCCCGUGCCGUCUGCACCGGGGACGCCAACUUCAUUUGCCGUACCCAUGAAUCCGCCGAGCGUUGUUAGCCACAGUCGCCGCUCAUCCUUCUCGUCCAGACGAUCCGUCUCGCCCGCUCCGUCCAUGCCCCUGCCAGCAGUUAUGCCCAUGGAGGCGUCCCCGAAACCGCACUCGAUGGCUGCGAGUCUGGGCCUGAGCGUCAAGAACGCCAGCCUCUACGCGAACGAAACGCUGACAUCCUUUUUCCGGCGACUCACCUUCACACCCGACGGUAGUCUGCUACUAACACCGUCCGGGCAGUACCAGACGCAGCACCAGGCCGACAAGGACGCCAAGCCGACUUACGAGGUCAUAAACACUGUCUACAUCUACACUCGUGGUGGCAUCAACAAACCGCCCAUUGCCCACCUUCCGGGCCACAAGAAGCCCUCCGUGGUCGUCAAGUGCUCGCCCAUCUUUUACACCCUGCGCCAGUCCCCGCCCUCCACAAAACACAUCACGAUCGACACGUCGUCCCCCGAAGAGCCGCUUCCUUCAUUGCCGGACCCUGUGGCGAAGCCGUCGCCCGCAACUUCUGUAAUGGACCCCCCGCCACCGCCCAGUACCGCCGCCUCGGACACCACCAGUGGAUCAAAGUCUGCUAAUGUCGAGACGGACGCAUCCACUCCUGGCCCCAAGCCCGCAUUCUCCCUGCCAUAUCGUAUGGUGUAUGCGGUCGCCACGCAAGAUGCAGUCCUGUUGUACGACACGCAACAAAAGACGCCCAUAUGCGUCGUGAGCAACUUGCACUGCGCAACGUUCACCGACCUGGCCUGGGCGAGUGACGGUCUGACGCUGGUAAUCUCAUCGUCAGACGGGUUCUGUUCUACGUUGUCAUUCGCCGCCGGCGAACUCGGAGAUGUAUACAAGGGGGAGGUUGGACCUCCGAAGUCUCAACAAGCUACGGCAGGCGGCUCGGCGAAUCCCGCAGCGAGCCAAAAUACGCCAGUGCCAACUCCGACAACGAGCUUCGCGCCCCCAUCCCCUUUCCAUAACGGCACACAUCAUCAGCACCGCAACUCAGCAAGCUCCUUCACGGCCCCCUCACCUCCCCCUUCGGCAACUGGGGCUUCGCAGCGGCCAUCUUCCCCUACCAGAUCGAACUCCACAUCAUCUAUCGCCACACAAUCCUCCUCAGUGCCUACCGGCGUAGUGAGUAAUCCUCCUCUGGUCGGGGGCAACAUGCCGAGCCUUACGGCUGGAGGCAAAUCAGGUGGAGUUCCCAUGACCACACCGCCAGAAACGCCGCGACAAGCAGGGAGCGUCACUGCUGGCACGAAGAGAGAUGCCAGCGAGAGCGAGAAGGAGGACACAAAGGAGCCGAAGAAGAGACGCAUCGCACCUACGCCUGUUGACACAAAGCCAGCCACGUCGUGAGAGGUGGGAAUGCCUCAACCCAGCGGUGCCCUACUCGCGUACGCGAACCGCUGCGUCCACUCACAAGGGAUUGUUGGAGAAUCAGGGAAUGGAGCACAAGGAGAUGGGGCGGCCGGCCAUUUUAGCUUAGCAUGAAGGGGACGGCGUUAAUGGGUUUUCGCAGAUGGGACUCUCUGUUAUUUCUCGGCUGCCUUGCUAAAACGGCCGACUUUGACUUGUUUGAUGGACCACAUGAGGGUCAUUGGGAUCUGUGAUUAAAAGACGUGGUUAGAUGGCGACCACGUGCAAUUGACGCACUGCUAUGAUCGGCUUGCGGUCACCUAGCUCGUGGCCCAUAGUCUUGUUGAUUCUAUAGCUACCUAGAAAGUAAACCACAGGAACACGCUUGGGCAGCCGCAACGCAAGGG